Molecule: messenger RNA, 2658 nt
Organism: Durusdinium trenchii
Lineage: Eukaryota; Dinophyceae; Suessiales; Symbiodiniaceae
Source: the annotation of a GenBank genome assembly
AUGUCGACGCGGCUGCCCACUGCUGCCUCUGCAGCGGCCUGCGGCGGCUCCCAUGACGCCCCGUGGCGACCCUCCUUGGACGCUUCUCCGCCCUCGAGGCCUAGCAGCUGCAGGACCGACUCACGACCUUCCGGCUCAGAGGACUUCGACCUGGCCGAUGACGAGUUUUGGGUCUGCGACCGCUGCGGCUCGGCUGAUGCCGAGUGGAGUGAGAAGCUCAGGACGUGGAGCUGCGUUCCUUGCGGGUCGACGACCUUCUCCCCGCAGCCCUUCGGCGGCGCAGGCAUGGACGGCACAUGGUUCUUUGUUCCACGAGGCCUUCAUCCUGACCAAUGCACCAUGCAGGCCCUUCAACUGGACUUCCGAGGUGGUUUGCUCCGAGCUUCAUGGCGGCGCAGCCUGGUCAUGCCGAGCUUGGACCUUGUCGAGUAUUCCACCACCCCGAUUCAGGACAACCUCAUAUACCGCUUGGCAUGGAUCCGUCACUACUUCAUAACCGCUUCCGAUGGCAACCUUCUCAAGGACACUGCCGAGAGCGAGGCUCCGACCUAUGAUCCAAGCAUCGCACCCAGUGAUAUACUUGGAACGAAUGGCAAUCCCGAGGUGACAACAUCACCGGCUUCAACCACUUCAUCAAGACGCCGGAGAAGAAGGAGGCGACCAGAUGGAGGACCUCCUGGAGAUCCUGAUCCACCUGAUCCUGACCUACCGCCCGAUUCUGGACCUCCUCAACUGCCUGAGCCUCCAGCAUCUUCGAACAGGUCAGCUGCGGGCGGCAAGCCCUCGAGGCCUGGCGGAUCUGGUCCACCUUCGGAUCCACCUGGUGAUUCACCUGGCCCUUCAUCCUCGACUUCAUGGAAUAGCAUGAAAGGGCCGAUGCACGGCAUCAAGUACCGCGGAGGCCAACCUCCACAACCACCGCCCUGGCACUAUGACGAGGGCGACCUGGCGGCGUUCCGCAAAUGGAAGAAGCGGAUGGAGGCAGGAAUCCUUCUCUACAACUCCCUUAAAGGGGAGUUGGAGGAGGAGCUGGAGGAUGCUGCAGUGGAUCGUAUCUACGAUCCCGAUGGAGUGACCUUCAUCGUGGACACCAUCCAGAAGGCGGUUGAAACCAGGACCGUGCACCUCAAGAGACAGCUGCUCUCAAGCUACAUCUACCGGAGUCCAACCGAAUCGAUGAGAUCUUUCACCAACCGCUACCAGAGGACAGAACGCUCCCUCGCCACCAUCAACAUCCGUGUCCAAGACAUGUACGACAGUGAAGCGAGAGGGGCCCGGUUGUUGGAACGGGCAAAGUUGUCGCCUGAACACCAGCGACAAAUCCUGAUCAGCGCCGGACAAUCGUUAGAGUUCGACCAGGUGAAAGAUGACGUCCCUGAGGAGAAUGACGGAGAGGAAGAUGCAGCCGGGUCUGACGACCUUGAAGCUGCAGAAGAUGAACAACCUGACGACAGCACCUGGGACGACCACGAGGUGCAGGAGAUCCUCAGCAUCACGGCCAGGAAGUUGGCCGGAGUGAUGCAAGCAAGAAAGUACGGCAAUCCCACUUCCGGACCGCCGAAGAGGAGCAUCUCAGACCGGAAGAAGAACACCCAUUGCUCAGCUUGCGGCCAACAAGGCCAUUGGGCCGGUGACGCUGAGUGCACUGUUAGCAACAAAGGCGGCAAGCAAGGCAAAGAUGCUUCAAAGGGCGCCGGAAAGGGCGACAAGGGCAAGAGCACCAGGACAGUUCAUUUCAUGAACCACUAUGGCGGCUCCAUCGACGAGCACGAUGAUGGAUGUGAGAGCCAGCACGUUUCCCAUGCGGUUUUUGUCUCACAUCAUUUACCCCAACACCAAGUUUGCCUGAUGGAUGCCGCAAAAGCAGUUGGCCACGUCAUCAUUGACACGGCCUGCCAGCGGCUUUGCGCUGGGAGGUAUUGGAGUGAGGCCCAAAGAUCUUUGAUGUCUUCAUGGAACAUCGCCCCCGCAGAGUUUUCGUCGUCAGAGUAUUUUGAGUUUGGGAAAGGGCCACCUAUUCACUCCACCACCACGUUUUGCUUUCCGGUCGUUUUUGGUGACUACAUCUGCAUCUUGGCGCCAUGCAUCCUGGAAGCCCUCAUACCGUGUUUAGCAAGCAGCCACAACCACAUCAAGCGCUCAGGGAAUCGGCAUGGCAGCUACGCCCAGUGCCUGGAUUGCAAGAUCAAGUGGCGCUGGAACAAGGAGUUGGACGGGUGGGAACACUUCACCGCAGCAUCCAGUUCCUCACCAUUGCUACCCGCACGAUCAGCUCCCACUUCCUCCGACUACCGGUUCGAAGACAGCGCCGGCAUCUUCGGGGCGGACUUCUAUGAGAACCUCCGGACCGCUGCCGAAGCGCAAGGCCACCAACAAGCAGAAAGACCAAACGGUCUGGGAGACAGUCCAGGAGCAUCAGAGGAGACAUGGCCCGGCUUCGAGAACAUGCCCUUGCCGGCACCUCCAGAUCCGGACCUCGACCUGGAGGAGAUGCUCGAACGGGACUUGGCCCGAUGGGAGGAGCAGGAACUUGGGGCAGACGAUCCACGACUGCCUCCGGGAUGGAAUCCAGCAUGGGACACCCUCAUCGACCCAAUGCAGGACCCCGUCCAGGAGAUCAGCGAGGACGACUACGACUGGGACAACAUCGACGGCUAG